Messenger RNA from Austrofundulus limnaeus, 4238 nucleotides. RefSeq names its product stromal interaction molecule 1. Gene Ontology annotation, molecular function: calcium channel regulator activity; calcium ion binding. Gene Ontology annotation, biological process: activation of store-operated calcium channel activity; store-operated calcium entry; intracellular calcium ion homeostasis. The transcript has 14 exons. The record is from RefSeq and is a predicted model, not a curated record. The coding region runs from base 143 to 3469 and encodes 1108 amino acids. Lineage: Eukaryota; Metazoa; Chordata; Actinopteri; Cyprinodontiformes; Rivulidae. Gene Ontology annotation, cellular component: endoplasmic reticulum; plasma membrane.
AACCGGGUCAGAGCAGGUGGGCCUGUCCAGAACCUGUCCCCUCUUUCUCAGAUACUCAUGUCCUGAAAAAGAUGUGGACCCUGAAGACAUCAGGACCAGAACCAUCACAGAACUGAGCUGUUGGACCUGAGGGGACAGCAGGAUGGGCUCGGUUCUGUGGGUCCAUGGGUCUCCCACAUGGACUGCCGGACCCAAAGUUUCCCCGCUGUCCCUGGUCCCGGGUUCUUCCCAUGAUGCACCUGGUUCUGAGUCGUUCCCAGAGGAGACAGAAGUGGACCGGACCCUCGACUCUACCACUGCCCCCUGGUUCAGUUCUGCUGGUUCUGAUGGAUCUCUGACCCAGCAGAACUUUGCCCCAGGAAUCAAUUGUUCCAGCUCUUAUUCUGAAAAUCUGUCUUCCUGUUUGUCCUCAGGUAUGGCGUGUGUGUGGCUGGUGUGUGCGUGUGCACUGAGCGUGUGYGUCAGAGCUGACAGCGGAUUGGACAGAAGAGACCACGCCCACUCACAGCAUCAGCAGCCUAAYGGCCGCGCAGAGUCAGACCUGUGUCACAUCGACCCGCCCCUCUGCCACGAUGAAAACUCCCUCCUGAGCUUCGAGGCGAUCCGCAGCGUCCACAGACUGAUGGAUGAGGACGAGGACGGGAUGGUGGACUCUGAGGAGACGGACGAGUUUCUCAGGGAGGACCUGAAGGAUCCAGACCCAAGAACCAAACCCAGCAGCUUCCACCGGGCCGACCCUCAGAUCAGCCUGGAGGACAUGUGGACCACCUGGAAGAGCUCUGAAGGUGGGCAGCAGCUGUAUGUGUGUAAUGUACCCCCAUACCAUGAGAGAGUUCAUAAGACUGAUCAGAUAAGGGUUCUAAAACUGAGACACAAGUUUCUAAAGAGGUGUGGCCUACCAAUCCAAAGAGGUGUGGCCUACCAAUCCAAAGAGGCGUGGCCUACCAGUCCAAAGAGGCGUGGCCUACCAAUCCAAAGAGGCGUGGCCUACCAAUGCAAAGAGACGUCUACCAAUUCAAAGAGUUGUGGCCUACCAAUCCAAAGAGACGUGGCCUACCAAUCCAAAGAGGCGUGGCCUACCAAUGCAAAGAGACGUCUACCAAUUCAAAGAGUUGUGGCCUACCAAUCCAAAGAGUUGUGGCCUACCAAUCCAAAGAGGCGUGGCCUACCGAUCCAAAGAGGCGUGGCCUACCGCUCCAAAGAGUUGUGGCCUACCAAUCCAAAGAGGCACGGCCUACCAUCCAAAGAGUUGUGGUCUACCAAUCCAAAGAGUUGUGGUCUACCAAUCCAAAGAGUUGUGGUCUACCAAUCCAAACGGGUGUGGUCUACCAAUCCAAAGAGACGUCUUCCAAUCCAAAGAGACGUUGUCUACCAAUCCAAAGAGUUGUGGCCUACCAAUCCAAAGAGUUGUGGUCUACCAAUCCAAAGAGUUGUGGUCUACCAAUCCAAAGAGUUGUGGUCUACCAAUCCAAAGAGUUGUGGUCUACCAAUCCAAAGAGGCAUGGCCUACCAAUCCAAAGAGGCAUGGCCUACCAAUCCAAAGAGUUGUGGUCUACCAAUCCAAAGAGGCAUGGCCUACCAAUCCAAAGAGGCGUGGCCUACCAAUCCAAAGAGUUGUGGUCUACCAAUCCAAAGAGAUGUGGCCUACCAAUCAAAAGAGUUGUGGUCUACCAAUCCAAAGAGUUGUGGUCUACCAAUCCAAAGAGACGUGGCCUACCAAUCCAAAGAGUUGUGGCCUACCAAUCCAAAGAGUUGUGGUCUACCAAUCCAAAGAGACGUGGUCUACCAAUCCAAAGAGACGUGGCCUACCAAUCCAAAGAGUUGUGGUCUACCAAUCCAAAGAGACGUGGCCUACCAAUCCAAAGAGACGUGGCCUACCAAUCCAAAGAGUUGUGCUCCUCCUCUUCCUGUCUGCAGGCUGGCGGUGAAGAACAGCACCCUGACCGUCCUGCUGCUGAAGGUUCUGGACCGAAGCCACGCCCAGAAGCUGCAGCUGAAGGCUCUGCACCUGGUCGUGUUCGGACCGCCUCCAGGGCAGCAGAACCUCUGGAAGGACCUGGUUCUGGGCCUCUCCGUCCUGCUGGCGCUGGGCGGCUGCUGCUUCGCCUACACUCAGACCAGGAGGUCCAGAGACCACCUGGAGACCCUGAUGAAGGACCUGGAGGGUCUGCAGAGGGCUGAACAGAGUCUGCUGGACCUGCAGGCCAAGCUGCAGCAGGCUCAGGAGGAGCAGCUCUGGGUUCAGAUGGAGAAGGUUCGGGUGGAGGAGGAGCUGAGGAACGAGAUCAGCUCAGCCAAAGGGGAAGCUCAGCGACUGAGAGCGCUGCGAGAAGGAGAAGAGAAUGGGCGGAGCCGGCAGAAAUACGCUGAGCAGGAGUUGGAGCAGGUUCGAACGGCGCUGAAGGAGGCUGAGAGGCAGCUGGAGUGGCAGGUCCACUGGGUUCCACCGGAGGCUCUGCAGAAGUGGCUGCAGCUGACCCACGAGGUGGAAGUUCAGUAUUACAACAACAAGAAGCAGAGCGCUGAGAAACAGCUGCUGCAGGCCAAAGAUGGGGCAGAGAAGAUCAAGAAGAAGAGGACUUCUCUCUUCGGGACCUUUCAUGUGGCUCACAGUUCUUCUCUGGAUGAUGUGGACCAGAAGAUCCUGUCUGCCAAACAGGCGCUGGCCGAGGUGACGGGGGCUCUGCGGGAGAAACUGCACCGCUGGCAGCAGAUCGAGUCUCUGACAGGUUUCUGUUUGGUCAACAAUCCGGGUCUGGGAGCCCUGGCUAAAGCCCUGAACCUGGACCCGGCCUUCCUGGGCCUGAGACCCCCGACCCCUCAGAACCUCCUGCUCUCUGAUGACCUGGACGAUAUGGACGAGGACAUCCUGUCUCCUGGGACGCUGCAGUAUGCUGCCUGGCAGAUGGAUCGGCGUGUGAGUGACCUGUGGCCGCUGAGCGGCAUCACUGACAGCCAGUCACCAUGGAAACAGUCAGUUCAGAGCCUGAUGCCCCUGCGAACGCGGGUGGGUGACCCCAGACUGGCAUUCAGCUCUCAGAGGGACRUCAUGAACCGCUCAGAUUCUGACUCCGCCCUCCCGCUCUUUCUCAGCGAAUCACAAGCUCUGAAUUCCUCCAAGUCAAGUCUAAAGCCAUCCAGGCUCCACCCCCUUCAACACCAAAGCUCCUCCCACAGAGAAGGAGGAGGUCUGGAGAAGAGCUCCAGUCUUGUGGAACUGAGGGGAAGCCCCGCCCUCUCCUGCUCCACACGCUCUCUCUGCUUCACGUCCAAYGCCGCCGACAGGUCCGCCGUCCUCUCAUCCUCCGCCUCGUCCAGCUCCUCGGGGAGCGGCCAGGGGGGCGGAGCCUUGCUGGCGAGCAGGAGGAGCCCUGUGAAGGAGGAGGGAGGGCAGCGGUCUGACUCCUCCAGCAGCGAGAGGAGGAGAGCGUUCCGUCAGAUCUUCAGGAAGAAACAGGACCGCUGCUGAGGAUCUGUGAAACGCUGCUGCCUCAUCUUCAUCAUCUUCAUCAUCAUCACUGAGAGCCUCGUCUUCAUCACUGAGAGCCUCGUCUUCAUCACUGAGAGCCUCGUCUUCAUCACUGAGAGCCUCGUCUUCAUCACUGACAUUCAGAGACAAACUGACUGAGUUUGACAACAGAAAAACUCAAACCAGUUAAAUGUUUCUGUCCCAGUAGAAAUGAACCAAACCACAGUUUGUUUAUUUUUACUGAACGUUUGUUGGUUGAAAAGAUUCACUUUGAUCUUUAGGCUCCUCCUCCUCGUGUUAAAAACGUUCUUACAUCAACGGUCCUUCAGGUCCAGCAGGUAAACUUGGAUCCAUCGUUUGAAACGUUCAUCUGCUGGAAAAGUUUCACAAUAAAACCAUUUCCUCCUCCGGAGCAAAGCAUCAUGGGAAACAUGGUGUGAUGAAUGUUUGAGACAGGUGGUGCAUUCACUGACCUCCAGGUUUGUUUGGCUGCAGGUGGUGCAUUCACUGACCUCCAGGUUUGUUUGGCUGCAGGUGGUGCAUUCACUGACCUCCAGGUUUGUUUGGCUGCAUGUGGUGCAUUCACUGACCUCCAGGUCUGUUUGGCUGCAGGUGGUGCAUUCACUGACCUCCAGGUUUGUUUGGCUGCAGGUGGUGCAUUCACUGACCUCUCAGCCUUUAUUUACUCUGUGAUUUAAAGUUUAAAUUUAACGUAAACUAGAUGUUUGUUAAAACGUUUGUGUUUAAUAAAGUUUAUUCAGGCUGAAGA